CCGAGGCCUCUCCGGGAAGGCCAUGACUGCCCGGUCAUUAUUGGCCGCCGUCGGAACCGAGCGAGGGCUGCGUGCGGAGAGGGGCGCUUGCCAUGGCCGACGCGGCUCUCCUCUCGGCACUCUGCGAGGAGACGACCUGCCCCAUCUGCCUGGAGCACUUCGCCGAGCCGGUGACCCUCGACUGCGGGCACAAUUUCUGCCGCGCCUGCAUCUCCCACUACUGGGAGGAAUUCGACCUCGCCACCACCUGCCCCCAGUGCCGAGAAGUUAUCCUCCACCGGGACCUGAGGCCGAAUCGGCAGCUGGCGAACGUCAUAGAAAUAGUCAAGAAGCUUGAGGAGCGAACGAGGGCGGGCCGAGGGGAGAAGGGGAGGGGGUUGUUGUGUGAAAGGCACCCCCGGGAGCCCCUGAAGCUCCUCUGCCGGGAGGAUGGAGAAGCCCUCAUCUGUGCGGUGUGCGACGGAGCCCGAGAGCAUCAGGACCAGGACGUGGUGCCGCUGGAAGAGGGAGCCCCGAAAUACAAGGCAUGUUUAGAAGCGGAGAAGCAGAAGAUCACAUUCGGUUUUGAACGAAUGCACACAUUUCUUCAGGAAAAACAGCACCUCAGGCUGGUCAACCUCAGAGGCCUGGUGAAAGAGCUCAAGGAGAGGGAGGGUGAAAUUGUCAGUAUGCUUUCUGAGGAGAUUUGCCAUCUCAGCCGCCUUGUAAGAAAGACAGAGAGAAAGGUCCAGCAGGUGCCAACUGAGUUCCUGCAGGAGGCUGGAAGCACUAUGCACAGGUAUGAGGAAGGGCAAGAGAGACAGGUGGUGGAAUUUUCUCAAGGGCUGGAGGAGAGACAGAGAAUUUCCUCUCAGAAACACUCAAAAGCCAUAGAGAACUGCCAAGAGUUGCUGAAUCAAGCACUGAACAAAGUGAAUGCGACUCUGGAUCCAGACACGGCAAAUCCCUUCCUCAUUCUGUCCGAGGAUCUGAAGAGUGUGCGAAGGGGGAGCAGAUGUCAGAAUCUGCCUGACACCCCUCAGAGAUUUGAUAUCAUGAUGUGUGUGCUGGGCCAGGAGAGGUUCACUUCAGGAAGACAUUGGUGGGAGGUGGAAGUGGAGGAAAACCUCGGAAGGUGGGCCAUGGGGGUUGCGCGAGAGUCAAUCCGGAGGAAGGGCCUCGUCCCUGUUAGCCCUGAUGAGGGACUGUGGGCCAUGGGCCAGUCAUUCAGCUACUCCUCCUCACCCUGUCAAUUUUUGGCUUUUACUUCCCCCCAGCCAACCCCUUUGACCUUGAGACAUAAACUCAGGAAGAUCCGAGUGUCCCUGGAUUACAGAAAGGGCUGCGUGGAAUUUUUUGAUGGCGAUGCAAACAAUUUGAUCUUCGCUUUCCUUUCAGCCUCGUUCUCUGGGGAGAGGAUCUGCCCCUUUUUCCGGGUAUGGAAAGGGGCCAAACUGAAGUGCUGCUGACUUCAGAAAGGGAAACCCUCACUCCACCCCCAUCACCAUUCCAACCUAGGUAUUCCCUCGCUAACCAGCCUGUUUUUCGUACACUCAGUUUGGCUAGUUUCCAGAUUAGAUCUGUUUGUUUGUAGGCUUACAGAUAGCUUUGAGACUAACCUUCUGGGCAGCUUCUUCCGUGCAGCUAAAAACCAAACCAAAACAGGGCUGCUUCUUCCUUACAUUUUCACGGUGAUAUCACAAUGUCCAAGAGUCAAUCAAAUUGGCCAGUGAGGUAAUGUUACGGAGGGCAGAGCUCGCCAAUCGGUUGACCUCACACUCAUUAUGGGCACACAGAUGCCAAGGAAGGAGGAAAGAGAAGCUACUGCUGUUUCCUGAGCAGCCAUUGGAAAGGAAGUGCAGGUACUAUUUUGGUAGCUACCAGUGACUUCUGGGCUGCUACACAUUGUGGAAGAGGGGUAGUUCAAUUGCCACUGUACCUGCCAUUACCAUCAAGCAUGGCCACCCGCAGCUCAAAUCCUGCACCCUACUUCCAGACUUCAUCUUUAUUUGUUGCCUGCAACAUCAGUAGGGGGGGGGAGGGUCUGCUUUAUUUAUAAUUAUUUAUAAUGGGGGACAGGGGCAGACUCUGGCCCUUUGCUCUAAUUCUUUUUAGUGCUCUAUCAUAUAUUAACCUACUGUUCUUUGUAUUCAAAACUCAGCCUCCGUGUUUCUCUUCUGUAAAAUGGGUGCAUUAUUCUCCAGAAAUUCUUCUCCAUGCAUAAUUCUGUGGCAACAGCUGAGCUCACCUGCUUGGGAUCUUUGCGACUCUGAACUGUUAGAUUGCUCUGUGCUGGCCUAAUAUCAUGUAUUGCUCGCUCGUAGCUUGUAGGAAUGCAGAAAUUAUACGUCUUAGACGGAGUAUUCCCUGCUAGUCCCUUACUCCUGAGCUCUGCCUUGUUAAAAGUGCAGUAGUAUUUUAAUGGAAUAUAAGGUCUGCUUUGGAAACGGCUUUUUGUCUCUUCUGUCCCCUACUACCCAGAAGCCUUUGUUUGCUCAGGAGGAUCUUUCCGCACUGCAUACUUUUGUGAUUUGUAUAAUGUUUUCCUGGCAAGUUAACGGCCAGGCAGGAAAAAUACAGUAACUGCAGAGGGCCAAACCAGAUCUCUCUGUGCCCGACGCCAAAAACGCAAUUGCCUCCCUCCCAAUA
Molecule: messenger RNA, 2628 nt
Organism: Gekko japonicus
Lineage: Eukaryota; Metazoa; Chordata; Lepidosauria; Squamata; Gekkonidae
Product: zinc finger protein RFP-like
Exons: 6
Coding region: 93-1448 (451 amino acids)
Molecular function (GO): zinc ion binding; protein binding
Source: RefSeq, a predicted model, not a curated record